Sphenostylis stenocarpa is the source of this 255-nucleotide messenger RNA. The record is from the annotation of a GenBank genome assembly. NCBI's taxonomy places the organism in Eukaryota, Viridiplantae, Streptophyta, Magnoliopsida, Fabales, Fabaceae.
AUGGCGCGUGAUUUCACUCUACCUUUUGUGACUUGUAGGUCACCCUUAGAGGGCAAAGAUCUGGAUAUUUGUUGUAAUCGGACAAAUUCCCAAGUGAUUAGGGUUUUGAUUGGAGCGUGUGUUGGAAGAAGACUGUGCUUGUUCAUUCUCUGCGAGGGGUGUCGUGAAAUGGGCACCAGCACUGAUCUUUUUAGGGGUUCAUAUUGUGGAUUUAGAGCUACUGUGGUUAAGCAUUUUACCUUGGAGACUGCUUAA